This is a messenger RNA of Amborella trichopoda, 1235 nucleotides long. The record is from RefSeq and is a predicted model, not a curated record. NCBI's taxonomy places the organism in Eukaryota, Viridiplantae, Streptophyta, Magnoliopsida, Amborellales, Amborellaceae.
AUGGAGUUAUCAAAGUUGUCAAAUAGAUGCUUUGGCCUCACCUUAUGCCUUCUCUCAGUUUAUACUUUUGCACAGACACCUAACCCCAGAUUCAAGGCUGUGAAUUUGGGAGGGUGGUUGGUUGUAGAGGGAUGGAUCAAACCAUCUCUUUUCGAUGGGAUACCCAACAAAGAUUUGCUGUAUGGAACCCAAGUUCAGUUCAAGUCAGUACAGUUGGGAAAAUAUCUCUCAGCUGAAAAUGGUGGGGGUUCAAUUAUUGUCGCAAACAGGACAAGUGCAUCAGGAUCGGAAACGUUCACGUUGCAGAGGACUACGGAUGUCAAAUAUCAGUUUCGAGUGUUCAAUGGACAGUUUAUAGGACAGGGAUCAGGAAAAGAUGUGGUAGCAGUAGCUAAUGAUCCCGGGACUACUGAAACUUUUGAGAUCAUCCAGAAUCCAGGAGAUAACAAACGAGUUCAGAUCAAGGCAUCAAAUGGGAUGUUUUUGCAGUCGAAGACAGGAAACCAUGUGACUGCAGAUUUCCAAGGUGACCAAGGCUGGGGAGAUAAUAGUCCAGCCGUGUUUGUGACCACGAUCGUUCGCACACGGCAAGGACAAUACCAGUUAACAAAUGGUUAUGGACCUGAUAAGGCUCGCCAAAUUAUGAAUGAUCACCGGAAAAUUUACAUUGUGGAAGACGACUUCAGGUUUAUGUCUAACAAUGGGAUAAACUCUAUGAGAAUACCUGUGGGUUGGUGGAUUACAAGUGACUCUACACCCCCAGAUCCCUAUGUUGGUGGCUCUCUAAAUGCUUUGGAAAACGCUUUCACUUGGGCAGAGAAAUAUGGUGUCAAGAUAAUCGUCACUCUCCAUGCGGCUCCUGGUUCACAGAAUGGGAAUGAACAUAGUGGCACAAGAGAUGGGAGCCAGAACUGGGGAAAGACAAAGGAAUAUAGACCGGACCGUUUCAAUUAUAGAUUUCCUUACUUCAAGAUACGCCAGGAGGACGAGUGCAUUACUACAAUCUCUAUUCCAGUAUGUUUAAUUCUAUGACAGUGCAGCAAAACAUAGACUUCAUAUACAGUGACAGGGCUCAGCAGCUCAGCAGCAUAACUACAGCUAAUGGUCCACUCACUUUUGUGGGGGAAUGGGUUGCUGAAUGGGCAGUUCAAGGAGCAUCAAAGGAAGAUUAUAACAGAUUUGCAAAGGCCCAAUUGGAUGUUUAUGGCCGCGCCUCGUUUGGAUGGGCUUAUUGG